Soboliphyme baturini is the source of this 1962-nucleotide messenger RNA. The record is from the annotation of a GenBank genome assembly. NCBI's taxonomy places the organism in Eukaryota, Metazoa, Nematoda, Enoplea, Dioctophymatida, Soboliphymatidae.
AUGUUUUAUUGCGCAGGCAGCCAUCCACAAAUAAUUUCUGAAAAGAAUGAUUUAGGCUUGAAAAUAAUCGAACAGUGUCCUCUUCGAUCAAUCGUCAUUAAUGACAACCAUCAGGUGGAAGGUGUUGAAACGCGUUAUGGUCUCAUACGUUGCAAGCAUUUCAUUAAUACUGCAGGCUACAAGCCUUCUAUGCGGCUGCCUGUGCAGGAAUGCCUGUACAGUUAUAUGAUAACGGAACCAUUUGAAGGUGUAUCUAAUUCCGCACCAAUUAUUCACGAUAUGGAUUUGAAUGUGUAUAUUGCGUGCUACCGAAAUAGACUUUUAUGUGGUGGCUUCGAUAGACACGCAUUCAAAGUUGUGUUUCAUAACGACCUGCCAGAUUCACGCAUAAAUUUCCAUCAGUAUUCUGAAGAUUGGGAUACAUUCGCACCCGUCAUGGAAAAGCUGACUAAACGUUUCCCGAAUUUAUUGGAAAGAAAUGUUAAAAAGUUGGUUUCUGGCGUAGAUACUUUCACUCCUGAUGGAUAUCCAAUCGUUUCAAAUUAUUACUGCGCCACUGGAAUGAAUGGCUGUGGUACAGCGUUGGCACCGGGAUUGGGCAGUAUUUUGGCGAGGUGGAUAAUUGAUUGCGAAGCGCCGCCCGCUAUUACUCUGAUGGAUGUUGCACGCUUUAUACCUUUGCAUGCUAACAAGUUUUAUUUGAAAGAACGAGCUCCGGAAGUUGCUGCCCGUAGUCAGAGUUUUCAGUGGUCCACUGCUCGUAAAGUUCGAACAUCUCCCAUUCACCAACAUUUAAAAAGUUUUGGCGGCGUUUUCGGUGAAAUAAUGGGUUACGAAAGAGCACUAUUUUUCGCGAAAGAUAAAGGUUCGCUUCGAUCCGUUGGUGACAGCUAUCCGUUGGGUAAGCCGGUAUGGUUUAAGUACUUGGUGUCAGAGUAUGAGGCAUGUCGAGAACGUGUGGCCAUCAUGGACAUGUCCAGCUAUACCAAGCUUCAGAUAUCGGGUCGAGAAGAUGAUGUUGUAAAAUUUUUGCAAAAAGUUUCUUCUGCACAUAUCGACAUCCCUGUUGGCGUGUCAGUGUACACUGGCAUGCAGCAUGAAGGAGGUGGAUACGUGACGGAUUGUACGUUGAACAGAUUUGGCCGUAAUCAAUACUUUAUGGUGGCGCCGAGUGUUCAACAGACACGAUCUCGUCUUUGGCUAGAAAAACACCUAGAUAGUGGCAGCACUGUGAUUAUACAUGACGUUACGUCUAUGUACAUGACGUUGUGCGUUGUUGGGCCUUCGUCACGAUUGCUGCUUCAAGAACUGACAGACGAGUCUAUGAGUGGUUCCAAUUUCCCGACGUUCGGUUGUAAAGAAAUCAACAUCGGGUUUGCUAGCGGCAUAAAGGCCGUUUGCGUUACUCAUUGUGGUGAACUCGGAUGGACACUGUAUAUUCCAAACGAGUUUGCUCAGUACUGUUUCGAACGACUGCUACAUCAUGGCGAAAGUUAUGGCCUGCAGCUGGCCGGCUACUACGCUCUGAGAACGUUAAGAAUCGAAAAGUUCUAUGUAUACUGGGGAACAGAUAUUGACGCUACUACGUCACCAGCCGAGUGUGGUAGACUUUUUCGCGUAAAUUUCAAAAAGGAUUUCAUCGGCAAGCAGGCACUGCUACAACAGAAGGAACACGGCGUUAAGCGUCUGUACGUACAGUUGCUCCUAAAAGAUCAUAAUUUACACACCGACCCAUGGCCGCAAGGAAGAGAACCUAUUUAUCGUGACGGCAUUUUCUGCGGAUUCACUACAAGUUCUGCUUAUGCGUUCACUCUUGGCUGCCAAGUAUGUUUGGGCUACGUGUUCAAAGCAAGCAAUGUAGAAAUUGCGAAUAGGUUAUUUCCUGCCAGAGUCAGUUUGCAUUCGCCCAAUUUGCCUAUGAUUUCCUCUGAGCAUCCUGACCAUUAUCGACCAACACAGUAG